Molecule: messenger RNA, 3000 nt
Organism: Drosophila busckii
Lineage: Eukaryota; Metazoa; Arthropoda; Insecta; Diptera; Drosophilidae
Product: leucine-rich repeat-containing protein 15
Exons: 13
Molecular function (GO): protein binding
Source: RefSeq, a predicted model, not a curated record
AUAAUGGCACAGAUGAUGCUUUUUAAGUGGCUGCUGUUUAGCCUGUGCAUAAUGCCGGCCAUGUUCAGCAAUACGCGUCGCAAGUGCCCAACUGAAUGUAACUGCAGCAUUGACGAGCUGGAUCGUUAUCAGGCGAUUUGCACAAAGGGCGGUCUAAGCUCUUUAUCUCCCAAUCAACUGGAUAGUGAUGUGGAUGUCAUUAUUAUACGCGGACCACGUAAUACAAUAACCAUUGGACCGGCACUGCGUCAGUUUAUGCGGCUGCAAGUGUUACGCAUUACCGAUUCCAAUCUGCCAGCGAUUGGUGCCGAGUCGCUCUGGGGCCUCAAAUAUCUGCGCAUAUUAGAUCUAUCAAAGAACAACAUCACAAACAUCACAGAGAAUAACUUUCGCGGCCAGGAUAAUCUACAUGAAUUGGAUUUAUCAAAGAAUAAAAUUUUACGCAUGGCCAGCUCAACGUUUCGACAUCUCAGGGAGCUGCGACGUCUUAAUUUGGCCGAUAACUCAAUUGUGGAGCUGGUACAGCGAAAUUUCUUCAUGCUGAGCACACUCAAGUACCUGGACUUGAGCGGAAAUCCGUUGCAGGAUUUACAGCCGGAUGUGUUUCGCGAUGUGCCUGUAAGACUCUAAGUGCUCAGUGCCGCACUUAGUGAAAACAAUCCGCAGUUGUACAAUUUAUUGCCUCAGCUGCAGGAAUUGGAUUUGGGACGCAAUGAGUUCAAAUUCCUUGACAAGGAUGAAUUUCGCGAUGUGAAACGUCUUACCAAAGUUCUGCUCGACGGCAAUCAAUUGUCUGUAGUGGUGGACCAACUCUUUCGCAUGCAGAAAAGUCUUAAUCACUUGGAUUUAUCGUACAAUCGUCUGGCCAAAGUGCCAAAUGAUUCGUUUCUGCAGUUGACCAAUUUAACAUUUCUGGAUCUUAGCUACAACAAAUUGGUGCGUCUGGAGCCGCAGUCAAUACGCAGCCUAAGCAAUUUGCAGACGCUGAACAUAAGCGGCAAUUUAUUAAUGGACUUGCGUGAAAUGUCUGAAACUUUUGAGCAUAUACCACAGCUAACUCACUUAUCCAUUGCGGAUAUGGGACAGCUGCCUGUGGGCUUGUUAACGCCCUUUCGGGAGCUGCGCUACUUGAAUAUCUCUGGCAAUUCAUUGGACAAUAUGGCACUGCAAGUUAUCGAUUCGUGUCGUGAACUGGAGUUCUUGGAUCUAUCACGCAAUCAAUUGUAUGGCAUCAAUGCAGACACCGCGCUACGCAUUCAGGGUAUACGCAAUGUGCGUCUCGAUAAUAAUCCUUUGAUAUGCGAUGAAUGUCACAUGGGCAAAUUGAUAAAUGUUGUGCGUCAACUGCAAUGGCAAUGGGAUACAUAUCCCAUUUGUUUUUUGCCCAAGAGCUUGCGUGGCGCGGAAAUAAUUAAUUUGGAUAUUGGCGGACUGCACACGUGCCUGGAUUAUAUUAGCGAUGAGGAGCAGAAUGCAGCCAGCACUAGCUAUAACUUUCUUGAGCAUGGCGGUCUUAAUACUUUGGCUAUACUAGGCGGCAUUAUCUUUGUACUGCUGGCAACUAUAAUAAUUUCAUUAGUUGCCUGUUUUACCAAAAAUCGAGCACGCUACUACACCAGAGAGGAUCAUUUAAAUGGCAGCGACAGCAAGUGUUUGGAAAAGAGCUUGGAAACGACUACGAUAACAUCGCUGGGCAAUGGCAGCUCACCAACAACUACAACCACACUGACGCUGGCUACAACGCCAGCAGGUGCAGCAACAACAGCUGCUGCAACAGCAACAACCACUGGCAAUACAAACGGACAAGUGCAGAGUCCAGCCAAGGGCAACGCUGCAGAGCAUGGCAAGGAAAUCAACUUCACCUUUCCCAUUGACGAUCGCGUAUGCACAUAUGACGAAUUUACGCUGCCACAGCCACCGCCGCCGCCAGCAACAGCCGCACAAAUACACCAAUCUACACUGGCCAGCAUGGCAGGCCCAAGCGGCAACUUGUUGUAUAGUGUAGCACAGCCGAGCAAUAGCAAUGCAACUGCAAUGGCCGCAGCAGCAGCAGCAGCGGCCACAGUUUUGCCAGCCGGUGCGCCCUCGCCUAUGCCGCUGCCCAUGGACUCUGUGGUUGUAAUGCUGCCACCACCGCCGCCGCCGCCACUAACUUCGCAAACACUGCAGCAUGAAUUGGGUGGCAGCUUGGCGAGUCUGCGUGAGGUGAAGCAGCAGCUGGUGCACUUAGGUAGCACGUUGGAUCCGCUGGUGAGCGUUAACUGACCCAGGGGCUUAACAACUGUAACCGCAGUCGACUCAGCAGCAGCAGCAGCAGCGUGCAAGUUUGCUAAGCAAACACUGAGCAACACGACAGCAACGUAAGUUGGGCUGACGGGGCGUAUAAUUAAUGAGGCAGGCUGCAGUUGCAGGUUGCGUGCAGUAAUUUGUAAUUGAGUUUUAGGUUUUAAAGUGCAUUUAUCAUCAAUAAUUUUAAUAUACCACAACUACUGCCAACUAAAGUAUGCGCUGAAUAUAAAUAUUACGCAUACGCUGCGUGCAACAAAGCGUUUCACAUUUAGUGUACAUAAAAUUGAUUACACAUUUUAAAUGUGCUACAGUUUGUAAAUAAAAAUAUUUGAAAAAACGUAAAUUUUGGAAAAAAAAUUUGUAAAUUUGGCAGCCGUUUAUUAAUAGCAGUAAGUUCUAAACGUUUAAAUUAGUUAGUUGCGCAGACCUAAGUACGAAUAUAUAUAAUAAUAACAAUUAGUUAAGUUUAACUUAAACGCAUAUAAACUAUAACAAUCAUUUAAACAGUUCACGAACCCCAACCUACAAUAUAAACAGCCCAAACGACAAAAUUUUUUUUCGUACAACUUACUGUAAUAAAUUUUAUAUUAUGUUUAACACACACACACACAGACGCACACACAUACAAGCAACAAGUGUAAGCGCUAAACGACGAGUAAUAAAGUGCGACAGUUUAUGAAAAUUACAAACAAGUAUUGCUCUUAAAUCUUU